This is a messenger RNA of Adineta steineri, 189 nucleotides long. Lineage: Eukaryota; Metazoa; Rotifera; Eurotatoria; Adinetida; Adinetidae. The record is from the annotation of a GenBank genome assembly.
CGAGUAAAUGGUGAAGGUUUAUCAUUAUCAAAUGAUCAACAACAACGACGAAGAAAAAAUGGUCUAUCAACAACAACAUCAAUAAUUCAAAGAAAUGGUAAAUCAACACGAUUGACAACAAAUAAUGAAACACCAUUGCUUUCGCAUCUUUUUAUGGGAACGCAUAAUUCUACUAGUGAUUCGAUAUGA